Sciurus carolinensis (gray squirrel) is the source of this 1280-nucleotide messenger RNA. RefSeq names its product methionine sulfoxide reductase B1 (gene Msrb1). NCBI's taxonomy places the organism in Eukaryota, Metazoa, Chordata, Mammalia, Rodentia, Sciuridae. The record is from RefSeq and is a predicted model, not a curated record. The transcript has 4 exons. Gene Ontology annotation, molecular function: peptide-methionine (R)-S-oxide reductase activity.
GCUGAGCGAAUAACGCUCGGGAAGGGGAAGCGGGCGCAGGCUCGCCCUCUGGGGUCGACUUUCUAGGCUGCGCUGGGCCAAAGGUUCGGCGGUCCCAGAGCUGCCAUGUCGUUCUGCAGCUUCUUCGGGAACGAGGUUUUCCAGAACCACUUUGAGCCAGGCAUCUAUGUGUGUGUCAAGUGUGGCUAUGAACUGUUCUCCAGCCGUGCAAAGUAUGCACACUCAUCCCCGUGGCCGGCAUUCACGGAGACCAUCCAUGCUGACAGUGUGGCCAAGCGUUUGGAGAACAGUCGAUCUCAGGCCUUGAAGGUGUCCUGUGGCAGAUGUGGCAAUGGACUGGGCCACGAAUUCCUGAACGAUGGCCCCAAGCCUGGGCAAUCCCGAUUCUGAAUAUUUAGCAGCUCACUGAAGUUCAUCCCUAAAGGCAAAGAAAGUGCUGCCUCCAAGGGGCACUAGGCUGGCCGCCACACCUACCCCGGAUGUUUGUGCACCGUGGGCACACUCUGGCAUCCCACCUGGGCAUUGGAACCCUGGGAAUUCAGAUGGGGAGGCAGAGCAGCAGUGGCUGAGAUACCAGGAAGGUACCCAAGGCCUGGGUUCUGAGCAGGACGGCCUUGGGCAACGCAUAGUUUGCAAUCGUCCACAGUCUUCUAGGAUGGGCCUUGAGGGUGGGGCUGAGCUGCUGACUGUCUUGGCCUCCAGCUCACAGUCUCUGGGCUUAUCUUGUCUUUGAAUGUCAUUGUACCCUCACCUUCUCUUCUCGGCCUGCUGCCCGUUCCCUGGCUGUCUGGAUCCACCCCUGUGGAGCCCUGGUCCUCACUAAGCUUGUGCCCAUUUCCCCCAAGCUGUACUGGGAGGGAAAAUGCAAACAAGGGCCACCUGGCCUGCUACUCCAGCCCUGGUCACUGUAUGAUCCGCUCUGGUUAAAGCCUUCUAAGCCACCCAGGGUGGUGAUGAUUUGUGACCCCUAGAGAGCAGGUUGAUGUGACAGCCUCUUGGACUGUUCAUCUCCUGGUGAGGAGUCUGAACCCUGUUUCCCAAUCUGCAGGUACAGCUUGCUUCAUUCGUUCUUGGGAAAGUGGCUGCCGCUCCAUUGCUUCACCAGUGCAGCUGGGGCCCUUCCAGUUCAGAGAUGUCCCUUCCCAAAUGUGGUCACCAUGCCUUGCCAUAUGAGUUCAAAAGCUCUUACCUUCCAGGAGGGUGGGUGAUUCUUAAGCACCCCCCCCCCCCAUCUUUCUGGAAUAAUCAGGUAGAAAAUAAUAAAAAAAAAAAAAAUGAGA